Apodemus sylvaticus (European woodmouse) is the source of this 1136-nucleotide messenger RNA. It is a transcript of the gene Fam229a, whose product is annotated as family with sequence similarity 229 member A. NCBI's taxonomy places the organism in Eukaryota, Metazoa, Chordata, Mammalia, Rodentia, Muridae. The transcript has 3 exons. The record is from RefSeq and is a predicted model, not a curated record. The coding region runs from base 651 to 1037 and encodes 128 amino acids.
GUCCCUUCCCCAAUGGUCUUGCCCAGCUGAUAUCCAUUGGAGAGUAGAAAGUCCUCCAUGCUGUGUAGCGCCUCCUUCUUGUCACCCUCUCAGCUCAUGCUGCCUCCGCGAGGCAGCUCUACCCCACCAUCGCCCUUGGCCUGCUUCUUCUCCCCCCAAGGACUUCAUUCACAGCUGCCUCCAGGGCUAGAACAUUCUCCGUCUGGACACAGCCACAGGUGGUGGGGAGGGAGAGGACCAGACAUUUUUAAACUCCUGCCCAAUUGUGAUGUAAAUGCUGUGUGACCCUCAGACAACAUGGGCAGUGUCCCUCCUUUCCCUCACCACCACCAGCAAACCCAGCAUGGGUUAAGUCAUUCUUGAGUAAGGCACUGAGUGCUAGCAGUGCUGGGGAACGGGCCUGGGUGGCUGCGUCGGUCAAGGAUGCGGGUCUUCUCCAUGUGGGCUCCGCUUCCAAGCGGGUCGCCCUCGCCUCCGAAGUCCCCAUCCAGCUGUUGGGGAAGAGUGCAAACCGGUCACCAAGGUGCUGUCACCAGAGCCCUCUGGCUUCAAGCCCGGGCCCUCACUAAAUGCCCGAACGCUCCGGGACUGCCUAGAAUUCCAGCGAGGAACAGGCUGUGUGAGGUCAGCACGCAGAGACCCGGGUCACAAUGCAGUCCUCCCCUUCGACGCUGGGGCCCGGGCGCGCAGCAGACACCUGCCAGGCUCCGCCUGGACCGGAGCGUCCUCCCGCGGCCAGGGCUCGGGCAGUUGCUUCCAGCCUGGGACCGGCCUCGGCCUCCGGCAGAGUGCCCCGGGGCCUGGACAUGAGUGCCCAGGAGACCCCACAGGGUCGAAGAUUCCCCAUUGAGGCCGGAGACUCCCCUGGCCUUGCCUCCGCCCCCGAGUCCCAGGAUAGCCCGGAGCCUGUAGCUACGGAUCAAAACCCUGUCAGGCCGCUCCGACGCUGCCCGGGCUGCCACUGUCUGACGCUGCUGCACGUGCCCAUCGACGUCUACCUGGCCAUGGGCGGGAGCCCCCGGGCCCGUGCUACCUGAGUGCGCCUGCGCACGGCAGCUCUGCAGGAGCCGGGACGGACGAGGCCAGCCGCGGGCCACCACGCUGAGGUCGCACGCGCCGAGCACGAGACAAUGAUG